Hansenula ciferrii is the source of this 762-nucleotide messenger RNA. RefSeq lists its product as uncharacterized. The transcript has a single exon. The coding region runs from base 1 to 762 and encodes 253 amino acids. NCBI's taxonomy places the organism in Eukaryota, Fungi, Ascomycota, Saccharomycetes, Phaffomycetales, Wickerhamomycetaceae. The record is from RefSeq and is a predicted model, not a curated record.
AUGAUUAAAGGUUUAAAAAAAGAUCAUAACAUUAUAUCAGAUUUAAUAUUUACACAAUGUGAAAAAAUUCAAAAAUGUUUAAUUGAUACUUUUAAUAUUUAUAUUGAGUUAUUCAUAAAGGAAAACUGUAUAAAAUCAUUAGAAGUUAUUUAUAUUAAAAAUUUACUCAAAACAAUUCAAAUUUCAAAAUUAUAUUAUAAUGAAUCAAAUGAUUUAUAUAAAUUAAUUAAUAAUUUACAAAUAAAGAUAUUUCCAAUACUGGGUAAAUGUGAUCUAGUAUUAAAAUCAAUAUCAAAUAACUCUAAAUUAACAAUUAAUCAUAAUGAAUCAUUUCAAGAUUACCAAAUAAUCUUAAAUUUAUAUCAAGAAUAUAAUGAAAUUUUCACAAAAUUUAAUUCAAUAUUAUCAUCAUUCCAAUGUUUAUUACAAAAUUCAAAAUCAACAACUGAAUUUAAUACCCCAGAAAUGUCAAUAAGUCCCACUUCAACAAAUCCUACCACAGAAAUAAUGAUUAUAAAUUUUAAUGAAUAUGAUCAACAUUAUAAUGAAUUAAUUCAAGAUUUAUAUUACUUAGAUGAAUUAUUAAAAGAUUUAAAUGAAGAUAUUAUUAAAAAUUCUCCAUGUUUUAAUGAAUUUAUUGGAAAAACUUUGAAGAAUAAUAAACAUGGUGAUAAUUUUGAUGAAUUUAAAUAUGAAAUUUUUAAAGAGGAAAGAAUUGAAAAAUUGGGGAUUAAUAAAAGAUUUGUAUUUAGUGAAAUUUGA